Molecule: messenger RNA, 267 nt
Organism: Entrophospora sp. SA101
Lineage: Eukaryota; Fungi; Glomeromycota; Glomeromycetes; Entrophosporales; Entrophosporaceae
Source: the annotation of a GenBank genome assembly
AUGUCGCGAAGAAUAUUAUUCAGUAUCAGUUUAAUUUUGGUUUGUUUUCUUUCGACCUUCGUAUCUUCAGCAAACAUAACUGUUCACGUAGGUGGAAAAGAUGAAAAAACGGGAUUACCAACAUUAUCAUUUAGACCUCAAAAUGUCACAGUGGUUAAAGGUGACACGAUUGUAUGGGUCUUUGAUGGUGGAAAUCAUAAUGUAGUUCAAUCAGAUGGACCUGAUGGUUCAUGCGAAUUAUCAACCGCACCUGAUGCUUGUAAGUAA